Messenger RNA from Homarus americanus (American lobster), 1128 nucleotides. RefSeq names its product protein NYNRIN-like. The transcript has 3 exons. Gene Ontology annotation, biological process: DNA integration. Lineage: Eukaryota; Metazoa; Arthropoda; Malacostraca; Decapoda; Nephropidae. The coding region runs from base 1 to 1128 and encodes 375 amino acids. The record is from RefSeq and is a predicted model, not a curated record. Gene Ontology annotation, molecular function: nucleic acid binding.
AUGAAUAAUGGAUCUAUCACAACUGUGCCUGAAGCAAGAGUGCACGUGGAAUCCCCGUUCUUCACUGGUUGGAUUAAUGCAACAGUUAUGUCUGAGCCAAUUUCUGAAGUGAUAAUUGGGAACAUUGAAGGGGUUAAGAGUAGCUGCUUCAUGGAGGCGACCACCCAGACUUCUGCUGCCGCCGUGACCCGACAGCCUCUGCCAGUAAUUUCUGAGCCUGUUGAGAGGGUUGCCGUUGGCCUUGUGGGGCCCAUCAACCCUAGGGCAAGCGAUGGGUCAAAGUAUAUCCUCACACUCAUUGACUCCAGCACGAGGUGGGCUGAAGCCGUACCUCUGAAGAAUAUCGAGGCUGUAACCGUUGCUGAAGCAAUGCUGGAAAUAUUCUGCAGAACUGGCAUUCCCAAGCAAGUGCUAAGCGACAGAGGUAGUCAGUUUAUCUCCACCAUGAUGGAGGAAGUAUUCCAUCUGUUGUUGGUAAAAGGAAUACGCACAUCAUCCUACCACCCGAGUUGCAACGAACUAUGCGAGCGAUUCAAUGGGACUCUAAAGAAGAUGGCAGCUGAGCAACCAAAGGAAUGGCCUUGCUACGUUGCUCCCUUGCUUUUUGCGUAUCGCGAGGUUCCGCAGAGUUCCCUUAAGUUUUCCCCAUUCGAAUUGCUGUAUGGGAGAACUGUUCGAGGACCCUUGCAUAUAUUGCGUGAAUUAUGGGAUGACGAGCAGCCUGACCCAGAAGUACAGACCACUUACGCCUCGCUGACCGUCUUCAAGCUACAUGUGAGUUGGCCAUACAAGAGCUCAUCAACGCCCAGCACACUCAGAAGAGCUACUAUGAGGAAAACAAAGCUUCGUCAGUUGAACGUUGGGGACAAGUGCCUGGUCUUACUCCUCACUGUGCACAACAAACUUCUGGCGCAGUAUAAGAGCCCUUACGACAUUAUCCAACGUGUAUCUGACUACAAUUAUAUUAUCCAAGCUGCUUUCUCCGCCAAGAAGUUUCGGCUUCUGAACGACUUCACCAACACCAAGGAUGAAUUGCAGAACCUAGAGAGUGGCACAGAUAGCGAGAGUGAGGACGAGGAUCAUGAACAAGGUUUGGCUGACCAUGAAGUGCGAGUCAAGCAGUUCUGA